GUGGAAGCUUAAAGACAGACACUGGCAUGGACGGCAACGCGCCGCCGGCCACGAUUUGGUAGUCGCUGGUGUAAAUACGGUACUUUCCCCUCCCGCCUUCCACCGACUCGUCGUCCCCUCUUCAUCGUUCAGCCGGUGCUGUACGCUCUGCGUCCGUUUUAUCGUGAGACGCCGUGCGAGACAUGCCACAUCCUCGAGGAUCGCGAUAACGAUGGCAUCGCCCGACGAGCCGCUGGACAGGAUCGAGUCACGUUUCGUACGUGCCGCCGACGAGACCGAAUGGGUCCCGUUAUCUCUAACGUUGGUGGAGUAUCCACAAGGGGAUAUCUUUGGGCAGCUUUUGGCUGUAAUAAGUCUAAUGCCCUUCGCCAUUUUAACUGGCUUUCUCACGUUGAUACUUUUUAGGAGAGAUUUACAUACCAUCAUAUUUUUUAUCGGAGUCAAUGUCAAUGAAUGUAUAAAUUAUAUAUUAAAAUACACAAUUCGUCAAACGAGGCCGAUGAAGAGAGAUGGCCUGUAUAUCGAAUAUGGCAUGCCAUCUACACAUGCACAAUUUAUGUGGUUCUUUGCUGCAUACGCAACACUUUUUAUAUACUUUAGGUUAAAUUACAACUGUACGAUACUUGAAAGAUUUUUGCGGACAAUAGUAGCGAUAGGAUGCAUCUUCGCAGCUGGAUUGGUGACUUAUAGCAGAGUGUAUCUGCUAUACCAUUCCAAUACCCAAGUAUUGUGGGGUGCGUUAAUUGGAAUCGCACUAGGAACAGCGUGGUUCAUAAUCGUGCACACGAUCCUGACACCAUUCUUUCCCAUAAUAGUCUCGUGGCGAAUAUCGGAGUUCUUGUUGCUGCGCGACACAACGCUGAUCCCUAACGUUUUAUGGUUUGAGUAUACGAAUAUUCGUACGGAAGCUCGGGCACGAGCGCGAAAGUUAUCGGCAAUUGGGAGAUCGCAUUGACAACCAAUUACGGUCGGACAAUAGGCCGAUAGCGUAUAAUAAAAAUGCUUUGAUAAUGAACGA
Solenopsis invicta (red fire ant) is the source of this 1018-nucleotide messenger RNA. Its product is annotated as dolichyldiphosphatase 1. The record is from RefSeq and is a predicted model, not a curated record. The transcript is spliced from 5 exons. Gene Ontology annotation, cellular component: intracellular membrane-bounded organelle; endoplasmic reticulum membrane. Gene Ontology annotation, molecular function: dolichyldiphosphatase activity. Bases 212 to 955 code for a protein of 247 amino acids. Gene Ontology annotation, biological process: lipid biosynthetic process; protein N-linked glycosylation. Lineage: Eukaryota; Metazoa; Arthropoda; Insecta; Hymenoptera; Formicidae.